AUGUUUUCGCUCAAAAGAGGGACAGUAAAUGUCAUAAGGCAUCAGUCCUAUCGGAAACCAGCUCAGCGAUGCGGUUUUGCCGACCUGGUGAGCUCCUCGGCAGAACUAGUUCAAAGUCUCCAUGCUACCACUGGCUUGCCGUGGUGGGCCUUCAUACCCAUGUUCACGUUUGGAUUUCGAGCAAUUACGACUCUUCCGAUAGCUAUUUCUCAAAGAAUCAGGCUAAGAAAGCAAAAUUCGCUGCGCCCACUGAUAACUGCCACAGGCCCAAUUCUGCGGAUGAAGCUAGCAGCUCAUGCUCAAUCACAGGCCCAGGCCAGGCAACUUUCGAAGGACCCGCUGGAUUCUCUGAAAGAAACCCUAAGUUACGAGAAAAUCGUCGUCUUAGCGGCAAAGGAGAAUCGUAAACGCCAGAAAGUCCUCUUCAAGAAAAAUGGCUGUCAGGUCUGGAAGUCAGUUCUGCUACCUGCAGUUCAGAUACCCGUUUGGCUCUCUCUGAGUUUCACGUUCAGGUCACUGACCGGAUGGCAAGGAUGGCAUUCAAGUGACAGGCCAUUGGACCCUUCUUUGUCAAGAGAGGGAUUUGGUUGGGUGACUGAUCUGACUUACGCUGAUCCGUAUACAAUUUUGCCGAUUGUUCUCGAGGCAUUGGCACUGGUGAAUAUCGAAUGGAACAACCGAACAUUGAGUCUGAUGAGACUGACAUCCAAGGGAAAGGGAAAUUCGCGUCCAACUAUGUUUGAUGCUAUGAUUAACACCUCGCGUAUAGGCGUGGUGUUUUUGAUGGUGGUUUCGUCCCAAGCACCAGCUGCUCUAUCGCUAUAUUGGAUUAGCUCCAAUGUGUUUUCGUUGCUACAAAAUGUAGCAUUGGAUCGUUUGCUGCCAAUAUCGUAUUCGCCAUACAUGCAAUAUUCGAAGAAGACCCCUGUGGCGGAUGCUGUUUCUCUGGUGCCGGUGAGGGCCUAG
This is a messenger RNA of Kuraishia capsulata CBS 1993, 966 nucleotides long. RefSeq lists its product as uncharacterized. Gene Ontology annotation, biological process: mitochondrial respiratory chain complex IV assembly; protein insertion into mitochondrial inner membrane from matrix. The record is from RefSeq and is a predicted model, not a curated record. The transcript has a single exon. Gene Ontology annotation, molecular function: membrane insertase activity. NCBI's taxonomy places the organism in Eukaryota, Fungi, Ascomycota, Pichiomycetes, Pichiales, Pichiaceae. Gene Ontology annotation, cellular component: mitochondrial inner membrane. The coding region runs from base 1 to 966 and encodes 321 amino acids.